AUGUUGGGGAAAGUGAGUACGCACUAUGGCAGAUUCGGCAAAGCAAGACCUACUGUUUCAGAUCUCUGCCUGGAGGCGGAACAAGGAAACCAGCCUCUUUCACCAUCACUGAAUCCACUGAUAAAGGACCUCAGACGCGUCUGUGAUGCAGUGCUUGCCUCGUGGUUUCUUGCCCUCAACAAGCAACAGUGGGAACUUGCUGUACUGCAACUAGAUUUCAACGUUUCCUGCUCUGAUGCGGUAACGCCCCUGAGCAGCUUUAAUAUCGAUACCCGCAAGAAGUGGAUUACGCCGCCCACAGCCCCACUCUCUUGGCCCAAAGUUCUGCAGCAUUCAGAUGGGCGCAAGACCUGGGUUCUGGCCACUUCCUCGGUAGAGGAUGAUCCAAGCAGGCAGCUUGGCAGGCUGAAUAAGUGUAGUCUGACCUCGGAUGAGCUCCACUGCGAGGAAGUUGUCCUGAGAGGAAAUAUUCAAAAGUCAAAAAAUAUCCAGGAUGGUGGCAUAGCUAUAGCCAGAAGCGCAGAAUGGAUCCUGGCUUGCCUGCAGAAAAAGCAGCGCCGGGCCCUUAGCAUCACAGAAGAGUUGAAUGGCAUUUGUACCCUGCUCACAGCAGACUUCCAAGAGGAGGCUUUCCUUAACCUCGGCAAAAUCAUUGAGACCAAAUUUAACAACAGGGACCAAAAUAACAACAACAACAACAACAAAAUCAACGUUACUGACACUGACAACUUCAUCAGCGCAGCUGGCAAUAGCACCUCCAACAAUUCAAGAAACAGCCAUGCAUGCAAAGCAGACUCAGGGACAGAGAUCGCUAUUGUUCUGGAUGGAUCAGGAAGCAUCGAGCCUGAGGAUUUUGAAAGAGCCAAGGGUUUCAUCUUCAACAUGAUGACGUCAUUCUGGAGGAAAUGCCCAGAGGUUACGUUUGCUGUGGUACAGUAUGGAGCAGAGAUCCGAACUGAAUUUGACCUGCAGGAAAGCAGCAACAAGUCCAGUGUUCUCUCCAAGGUCCAUAACAUAACACAGCUGGGCUCUGUGACCAAGACUGCAUCUGCCCUGCAGCACGUGCUAGAUGAGAUCUUCAAUGAAAACCGCGGUUCGGUCAAGGGUGCUCGCAGGAUGAUCCUUGUCAUGACCGAUGGGGAGAUCUUUUUGGACCCACUGAACUUAACGGAUGUGAUGAGCUCCCUGAAAAUGGCCACGAUCGAACGUUACGUCCUGGGGGUCGGCGACGUCUUCAGCAAGCAAAGGGCCCUGAAAGAGCUGCAGCUUAUCGCCUCGGACCCCGAUGAAGAUUACUUGUUCAAGCUGCCUGACUAUGAAGCCUUGGAUGGGUUCCUGUCGGUGCUGGAGAGAAAUAUUUUGGGUACCUCAGCGGCAUAUCUUCCAGAGGCAGGAUCUGGCUAUGAAAACCAUAACAGCAACAAUAACAACAUCCUGGAGGAUGAUGACGAUGACUCAUCAGACUCAGGGACAGAGAUCGCCAUUGUUCUGGAUGGAUCAGGGAGCAUCGAUUCUGAGGAUUUUAAAAGAGCCAAGGCUUUCAUCUACAACAUGAUGAAAGCGUUCUAUGAGAAGUGCUUUGAGUGUGAUUUUGCCCUGGUGCAGUAUGGAUUUGAAAUCAGAACUGAGUUUAACCUGCGGGACAGUUGGAACGCUAACGCUACCCUCCAGAAGGUUCAGAACAUCACCCAGUUGCGCAGCGUGACCAAAACAGCAUCUGCCAUCCAACACGUGCUGGAUUCUAUCUUCAUUGAGAGCCAGGGGUCCCAGAAAAAUGCUGCUAAAAUCAUGGUUGUGCUGACAGAUGGGGAAAUAUUCCAGGAUCCAAUGAAUUUAACAACGGUGAUAAAUUCACCCAAAAUGGCAAGAAUUGACCGUUAUGCCAUUGGGGUGGGAGAAGCAUUUAACAAGUCCAAGGCCCUAAAUGAGUUGAAGCUGAUUGCCACUGAUCCAGAUGAAAGUCAUUUAUUCCGAGUGACCAACUAUUCAGCUUUAGAUGGGCUCCUUUCAACCCUGCAGCAGAAAAUCAUUGCGAUAGAAGGCACGGCAGGCGAUAUUACAGAAUAUGAGCUGGCGCAAACUGGUUUCAGCGCACAGAUCUUGGACAAGCAGCACAUACUGGUUGGAGCUGUGGGGGCCUAUGACUGGUCCGGUGGAGUUUUGCUGUACGAUUGGGUAACCAAGACGGCCACUUUCCUGAACGAAUCUAAAGAAGCAAAAGAAGCAAAAUACGGCUACCUAGGGUACAGCGUGGCUGUGGUGAAUGCACAAGACGGUGCCUGGUAUGUUGCUGGAGCUCCGAAGCACAGCAUGACAGGGAAAGUGCUGGUGUUUAAGAAAGAUGGCUCAAAGCAAAUCCUACAAGGAGAUCAGGUUGGGUCUUAUUUUGGCUCUGAACUCUGCUCUGUGGAUGUGAACCAGGAUGGGGAGACAGACUACCUUCUUGUGGGAGCCCCGCUUUAUCACAUCUAUGGGGAAGAAGGAAGAGUUUAUGUGUAUCGGCUUCAGAAUGGUUACUUCUCCUGGGUAGGACACUUAAGUGUCCAGACACCAUCUCCUUUUGCAAGGUUUGGGUUUACUGUGGCCAGCAUUGGGGACAUCAGUAGGGAUGGAUAUGCGGACAUUGCAGUUGGAGCCCCCCUUGAGGAUCGACUUUCGGAUUCUUCUACCUUUGGCAGCAUUUACAUCUAUAAUGGUGAUAAGAAUGGGAUCAGGAGCACCUUUUCUCAGAGGAUAAGAGCAGCUGAAGUUGCUCCAGGCCUCCAAUAUUUUGGACAGUCCAUUGAUGGUGGUUUUGACUUCACUGAUGAUGGUCUCAUAGAUAUCACAGUGGGAUCGUUUGGAAAUGUAACUGUGCUCCGCUCCAGACCAGUUGUCAGAUUUAAUGUCACUAUGAGAUUCACCCCGGAGGGAAUAUUCGUUUUCCAUAACAAUAGCAUCAUUACUGCAGAACUGUGCUUUAAUAUGAGCUCACCUUUAGAAGCAUCCCCGCAAGAGACUUGGCACUUACCCAUUCGCUACACUGUGGACUUGGAUGUGAGGAUGAAGAAGAAGAGAGCCCAUUUUGAGGAUCAGAAGUCCACACUGAGCCAAGAAAAGCAGGCCAAUGGACCUGUGUGUGCUGAGCUGCUGCUCAACAUACUGCCGUGUGAUUAUGACUGUUUCUCUAGCAUUACUCUCAAAGUCAGCUACCAGCUCUCUAAUACCAACGAGAUCAUGGAUCAUCCAGCUCCCAUGCUUGAUAAAUACCAGGAACCUGAGGCCUAUUUUCAGCUGCCUUACAAGAAGGAUUGUAAUAACAAAGCCAUCUGUGCUGCGAACCUAACCUUGAGAAGUCAGACUCAGAAGAAAUUAGUGGUGGGGGACACCAAGGAGCUGACCAUGGACAUUUCUCUAGUUAACAGCGGAGAUGACUCCUACAUGACAACCCUGGUCUUGAAAUACCCUAGAAAUCUACAGUUUAAAAAGAUGAUCCCAGAGCCAUCCUCUACUGUGAUUCAUUGUGAUCAGCCAAAACCAUCUGCACAUUUACUCUCGUCCAUGGGCUGCAAGAUUGGACACCCGAUAUUCAAAAACACAAUGGCAUAUUUUUCAGUGAUUUGGCAAUUAGAUGAAGCUUUAUUUCCAGAUCAGACUGCGAACAUCACUAUUAACGUCACAAAUGUAAAUGAAAAUAGCAUUGCUUUGAUUGAAGAACACAUACUUGAUGUCAGAUAUGCUUUGACUGCAGUUCUUACCAAGCCAACUCCAGUAGUAUAUGUGAAUGUUAGUCAAGGACACUUUGAGACCAAAGAGUUCCAGUUUAAUAUCAAUGGGGAAAACCGCUAUGGCGCUCAAAUUGAUUUAGAGAUUUUGGUUCCUGUCUGCAUACAAGGUCAUCCUAUUACAAGAAUGAAAAAAGUAACAGGAACACAGAAUACAACAGUCUGCACAAACUGGAAGGAUUUGGAAUAUCAUCCUCAAUUCUGUACUGAAAAGACCAAAGUACAGGCCAGCAAAGGGCAGUACCAACAUGUGCACUGUGCUAUAACAUCCGACAGAGAGAAUGUUACUGUGAUAGCUGAGUUGCCUUUAAUUGAUUCUCAGCAGUUCUUAAAAGACAGAACUGAUCUUCUGGUCAUUGGGGAAAUCACCUUCAACAAACAUCUGUAUGAGGGCCUGAAGGAAGAGAACCACAAAGCUGAGAUCACUGUCGUCUUGUUGAAAACACAAGUAAUCAAUGCCUUGCCUGUUGUCAUAGGAAGCUCUGUUGGUGGAUUUUUGCUGUUGGCUUUCAUUAUUUUCAUCCUUUUUAAGUGUGGCUUUUUCAAAAGAAACUAUAAAAAUAUGAUGGAGGAACAACAUGAUUCCUGAGGAUCAGGCUGACUAGAGCAGGAUUCUGUACAGGAAUUGCACACUCUUCCUGAGAGCUCCAAUAUCAAAGACCAGCCAGAAGCAAAGCAAUUCAGUCUGUGAGCUGGGAUGGAUCUUGAGGGUCCUGAAUUUUGAGACUGCCAUGGUUUGCUCCUGGUUUAAUUUAGGGAUUUUGCACUCUCGUAUGACCCAGCCACCUGCUUGUGCAGCUAGCUUGGAUUUGCUGACUACUUGUCAAAAUUGGACUUUCCUAGAUUAAUAAACCACAGAAUCCUCAUUUCAGAUUUUGCCUAAAUGUAAAUAUGCUGGAGACAGUUUAGUUUGGAUUGUGUGUAAUUUAUGCAUUGUUAUCGCAUUCUUUGUUGUUUUGAUGCCGAGUUGGUUUUAAAUGGACUUUAAUAGCAUGCAGCCUCAAACGAGUUUGAAAAUAGAAGUGGUUGAAUGGAAGCUCCACUCUGCUCAUUGUGAGUGAAGUUGGCAAAGCACCUCUGAUGCAUGCACGCUUAUACUUGUUUGAUUUAACAAAGCAGGGCAGGCUCGAUGCUCUCAGCCAUUAUUCUGUUAGUGGGAUGUGUGGAUUCUUGCCGAUUGGAAACGUAAGUGUGUACAGAGGUGACCAUGUAAACAAGCAGAAUGGUUAUAGGAGAAAGACUCUCCUCCCCACACCCAGAACAAAGAAGGUUCUUGUAUGGCCUAGUAACCCAAAAUGCUUUUGUGUUUUCCAUUGGGAUCUCCAGAGUCCCAUGAGAACAAAAGGUUAAAAAUCAGAUUCAUGCCUUUCAGUUCUGGGUUAAUUGUUUUCAAAUUCUGAUUGGGUCACAAGUAAAAAUGAGUUUGCUAGGUCUCAUACUAGGUCCUGAUGGACUAUUUCCACAUCAGAAAUCACUGCACCAUGGUGGCAUGACUGGCGAUGUCUGCUCAGAAGAGUACAAGAACUAGAAUGGUAGCAGUGUUCCAGGUCUUGAGUCACUGGCAAAUCUGGAAUUGAACAGAGCAGGAUUGUUGCAGGUCAGGAUUGUGAUUUAUUGCAUAGCAAUGUGGAGUCCCAAGACUGGAAUAGCAUUUACAGAGCAGUGUGCGUGGGAAGUUUGCUUAACAACUGCCUGUCCUGUGGUUGGCUCUAGCCAGCACCUCAGUCCUGGUCUUUUCUGAGCACUAAACGACUACUGACCUCAAACAUUUUUUUGAAAGCAAAAAUACCUUUAAAUAUUUCCACAUUUGGCUGUAGUUGUCCCUAACUGUGUAGUUUGCUGUUUUAUUUCUGUCACAUAUACCUAACCUAAAACCACUGAAACUUGAGUGUGUUCGCUUGAAACUGACAGAAUUAACCUAGAUGGGGGGAGGGAUAGCUCAGUGGUUUGAACAUUGGCCUGCUAAACCCAGGGUUGUGAGUUCAAUCCUUGAGGGGACCAUUUAGGGAACUGGGGUAAAACUCUGUCUGGGGAUUGGUCCUGCUUUGAGCAGGGGGUGUUGGACUAGAUGACAUCCUGAGGUCCCUUCCAACCCUGAUAUUCUAUGAUAUGUUUAUUCUAAGAGGAGGAAAGCAGAUUAGCCCACCACCUGCUCUUGUCUUAGCCAAUACACACCAUUUCAUGAACAACAAGGAGUCUGGUGGCACCUUAAAGACUAACAGAUUUAUUUGGGCAUAAACUUUCGUGAGUAAAAACCUCACUUCU
Molecule: messenger RNA, 6029 nt
Organism: Chrysemys picta bellii (western painted turtle)
Lineage: Eukaryota; Metazoa; Chordata; Testudines; Emydidae
Source: RefSeq, a predicted model, not a curated record